Penicillium odoratum is the source of this 891-nucleotide messenger RNA. RefSeq names its product transcription factor TFIIE subunit TFA2. The transcript has a single exon. Gene Ontology annotation, biological process: transcription initiation at RNA polymerase II promoter. NCBI's taxonomy places the organism in Eukaryota, Fungi, Ascomycota, Eurotiomycetes, Eurotiales, Aspergillaceae. The record is from RefSeq and is a predicted model, not a curated record. The coding region runs from base 1 to 891 and encodes 296 amino acids. Gene Ontology annotation, cellular component: transcription factor TFIIE complex.
AUGUCAUACCUUCAAAACCAGCUCAAAAACUUCAACACUCAGGUGAUGGAGUCAGCGAACCGCAUGCCUCAGCAGAGGCGCGUGGCGAACAACCAGCCUGCUCAACCCGCCUCCGCCAGCAGCUCACAGGUGCCAUCAUCCGUGCCGACUCCGUCAUCGUCUGUUGAUGUGAAGAAAAAGAGGCACGAUGUCGACAUCGUUUACUCUCAGCCGGCAAACACGGGCACGGGAAAGGAUAUCAUGACUCAAGUCCUUUUUGCGAUCGAGCACAUGAAGAGCAAAAGCGUACCGCUCAGACUUUCCGAUAUCAUUUCAUAUCUCUCCCUUCAAAACCGCCCGAAUGAACAAGCCUAUGUUCUCGCUCUAGCAAGAAUUCUGAAGUCACACGAGAAGGUGGAAUAUGACCCCAGCGGCGCCAACGGCGAAGGAACCUAUAGUUUCCGCCCUCCACACAACAUUCGCAACUCGGAGCAGCUUCUUCAGCAACUCCAGGCGCAGACCACCGCCGCCGGAAUGAAUGUGCGAGAGCUUCGGGAAGGUUGGCCCAACGUUGAGGAAGCUAUCAACCAGCUGGAGAAGGAGGGAAAAUUGCUUGUGACUCGAAACAAAAAGGACGAUCAUGCUAAGAUGAUUUGGGCGAACGACCCGUCGCUCAUCGAGCAUUUCGAUGAUGAGUUCAAGCAAAUUUGGGACAAGAUCAAGAUUCCCGACGCGCAGGCUGUCAAGGAGGAGCUGGAGAAGGCUGGAAUUACGCCUACGAACAAGAACAAGGUGACAAAACCUCGACCCAAGGCUGAGACGAAGAAGGUGAAGAAGCCUCGCCGCAGCGGAAAGACUACCAACACCCACAUGAUGGGUAUUCUGAGAGACUAUUCCCACCUGAAGCGGUAA